AAUUUGAAAAUAUCGGCACAUAUCGAACUAAAUUCUAUCAAUUGGUCAUAGAUCGUUAUCCUGAUGGGACCAUUCUAAUGCUUGAUGAAGCUAAAGAUACUGAUAGGACUUAUGGAAAUUCCAGCAUUUUUGUUAACAGCGUUAGAUUACUUCAUCCAAACAAAACUAUAAAUUAUUUGUACGCUUUUACCAAACUGUGCCCAUAUAUAAAUCAAAAUUGUUUUAUUAAAACAAUCAUACCAUUUAAAGCAAAUCAUGUUCUAAUGAUUUACAUAAAUGAGCUUAGCCAAUACAAUGUAGUGAUAUCGGACUGGUCCGACAAGGUUAUUUUGCAAGAUACAUCGAUUAAAUUAUCGAACUUUGAAAUUGGAACUCCACAAAUCAUUCAAAAUAAUUUUUACGAUGAAUAUAGGUCAUUAUUUUUAGUCUCCGAAGGAAAUAAUUUGUUUUAUAAAGAAUACAAUUACAAACAAGAUGAUGGCCAAUUUGUUAUAUAUCAAGAAGGGAAUAUUACUUUUGAACCAAAUUUAAUAGUAUAUACGGAUAUCUCAUUUUCGACAAAAGAAGGCUAUGGAAUUAUAUCUUACGUCCAUGAUAGAAAUUAUUUCAAUGGGGUGAAUCCAACGUAUCUUACAUUAAUACAAACCGAAUUAAAUGCAAAUAAAAUGAGUCAUCUUAAUUUGACCAAAGUGACUUCAACGUUCAUUAGGAAAACAACAUGUAAAGCUGAUCUGAAAAUCAAUUAUAAAUAUUCUUGCUUGAUACUAUCGAUCGAUCAGCAAUUUAUAUUGGCGGAAAUCGAUUAUUUAACUUCAAUUAAUGAUUUUGAAGUCAAAACGAAAAAUUUAACAAUUUAUAUUGAUUACGAUUCUGCCCUUAUUGAAUUUCCGGCCUCGGGAGUUGAUUUUAUGAUAUUUUUUUACUUACGAGCAUCAAAAUCAAUAAACGUGGUAUUAUUUAAUGCUAACGUUAAUGAUUUUAUAACAUCAGAAUUUUAUGGAGGGUCUUUGAACUUUUAUUCUCAUUCUGGAGGCGCUAGAAGGAUCCUUCAUGAUAAAGAAUUAAUAAUAGCAGCCGAUAUUGAUGAGCAUACAUGGAAUUUACAAUCUAUAAACAUAUCCCAGUUUAUUCCUGAAACUAAUAUGCUUAAUAAUCUUCAUAUUAAAAAAACUUGGCCCUUAUGGAAUGAAAGCAUUUAUAUUGAUACAAAUAUGAUAAACAUCACUUUUGUCCAUCCAAUCGAGUUAACGAAUAAAGAAGUAUAUGCAUCGAUUUAUCUUUAUAAUGAUGGGGAGUAUAUGUUACGUCAAAGAUUUAAAUGCAUAAGCCCUGAAUGUACUCUUAGCAAAGAUAGAUAUUCUUUAAAUAUGACUAUUAAAGAGACAACUUUUAGUAUCCCUGAAAUGGUCUAUCAUAUUGAAAUAGGUGAUGAAUUUGCCGAAUUUAGAAAUAUUAAUCAACUUCUACCUGGCAUCAAAAAAGAAGAUUGGCCUAUACGCAUCUUAUCUAAUGAACUUGAACCAAAACCUAAAUCGAAGUUAUCUGAUCAAACACCUGAAUUCACUAUUGGGUCCAUACGUUUAAACGUUAUGGGUACAAACCAUUUUAAGAAGUUGAAUGAUGUUGAAAAAGAAAAUUUCAUCGAACAGAUGAGAAUAGAAAUUUCAAAAAGUAUUCCAGUCGAUGGCCAAAGAAUUACUUAUUUAAAGCAUUUCGCUAAAUAUAAAGAAAAUGCACUUUUUAUUGCAUUUAAAAUACAUCCCCCAAAUGAAAAUAAUUUUAACAAAAAAAGUUCAAAAGAUGUCUUUAUGGAUUUUGUUAAAUUACUUGAAGUUAAUGACUUUACGACAGCUUUAGAUAUUUAUAAUAAUACACGGUUUAUCGAUAAAAAAUUUGGAUUUGAACCAACAAGUAAUCGAUGGGAGGAGAUUAAAAUGAUUGUGCAAAGCUACUUUGAUCCAAUAACCAUAGGACUUAUCGUAUCACUCGCUUUCCUGUUGACUAACUUGUAUUUUUUUGGUAGAUAUAAAAAUAGAAUGGGAUGCAAUGCGAUCGUAUUUAAAGCUGCUCUUAUUAUUCUCGAUAUUGUAAACGAUAUUUCAUUUAUUGUAACAAAUGAAGAAUAUUUGCAAAAGUUAUUAAUUCCAAGCAUUGUGUUUAUCAUUUGUCCAAUUCUUAUAAAUACAUGCUUAGCUUUUUACAUAUUCAUAUUUGAGACAAGAAAGAAUCCUAAAUUUGCUGAUUGGUUUAGAGAGAAUUCGAAAUUAGCCGCGAUAAUCACAUUAUUUAGUUCGGGAAAUAUUGAACUACUUCAUUUGAUUGAUUCCAAUUAUGCAGGAUAUAAAUUAUUUUCUGCUCCAUUUUCUUCAAAAGCAUUAUGUUGGAUAUUUUGGGGUGGUUUUUCGAAUAUUCUUAUUGAAGACUUACCGCAACUAAUAAUUCAGAUAAUAUAUGUCGCAUCUUGUAAAAAAGGAUAUAAUAUAUUUGCUUUAUCAGCUUUGGUUACCGGAUUUGUAAUAUUAUUAAUAGAUGUAAUCGGUUUUAUUUAUGAUUUUAUUGCAAAGAGACAGAAUAUGUAUUGA
This is a messenger RNA of Funneliformis caledonium, 2582 nucleotides long. NCBI's taxonomy places the organism in Eukaryota, Fungi, Glomeromycota, Glomeromycetes, Glomerales, Glomeraceae. The record is from the annotation of a GenBank genome assembly.